GUCAGCUGCAAGCCAAUGCGUAUUGCGAGAAUCCAGAUAUCGUCUUAAUCGGCAAUAAAGCUGAUUUAUCAGACCAAAGGGAGGUCAACGAAAGGCAAGCGAAAGACCUGGCAGACAAAUACGGCAUACCCUACUUCGAGACCAGCGCUGCCACCGGGCAGAGGGUGGAGAAGGCGGUGGACACGCUCCUGGACUUGAUCAUGAAGCGCAUGGAGCAGUGCGUGGACAAGACGCAGGGCUCGGACACCGCCAACGGCAGCAGCGCGGGGAAGCUGGACGCGACAAAACCCGAGGAGAAGAAAUGUGCCUGCUAA
Messenger RNA from Mesitornis unicolor (brown roatelo), 314 nucleotides. RefSeq names its product ras-related protein Rab-27B-like. Gene Ontology annotation, molecular function: GTPase activity; GTP binding. The transcript has 2 exons. The record is from RefSeq and is a predicted model, not a curated record. Lineage: Eukaryota; Metazoa; Chordata; Aves; Mesitornithiformes; Mesitornithidae. Gene Ontology annotation, cellular component: secretory granule; melanosome. Gene Ontology annotation, biological process: melanosome transport; positive regulation of exocytosis. The annotation marks the transcript as partial.